Exophiala spinifera is the source of this 3471-nucleotide messenger RNA. RefSeq lists its product as uncharacterized. The coding region runs from base 1 to 3471 and encodes 1156 amino acids. Lineage: Eukaryota; Fungi; Ascomycota; Eurotiomycetes; Chaetothyriales; Herpotrichiellaceae. The transcript has 4 exons. Gene Ontology annotation, molecular function: peroxidase activity; oxidoreductase activity, acting on paired donors, with incorporation or reduction of molecular oxygen; iron ion binding. Gene Ontology annotation, biological process: response to oxidative stress. The record is from RefSeq and is a predicted model, not a curated record.
AUGUCUCGAAAACGAAAACUCUCAGCGACUUCCAUCAAUACCAUGGAGACGUCCAACGAUUUGUUUCUGGGCGAUGGAGAAAAGGGAGCUCGUGCAAAAGUCACCAGCACCGUCAAAGCCUUUUUUGAAAACAUUGCUGGAUCUGGGACUGAUCCGACCAAUCCUGUCAUCAAUGGCGCCUCUGUCCAGUCACGGCCAUUUUUGGCCAGAGUCCUGGCCGAUAUUGCGUCCCAAGCACCUCGCUUAGGCGAGAAUAUCGGGCUCAUUCAUUCGUUGGUUGACACGACACUGUUCGAUGGCGGAAUUGUCGAUGACCGCCAAUAUCAGAUGGAGAAGAUUCUGCAGCUGGCAGCUUCACUCCCUGUCAACUCGAAGGCGCUAGAGGACCUAUCAAGCCAGUUUAUCAAGCUACUGUGGGAGAAUCUCGAGCAUCCUCCUUUGUCUUACCAGGGUGAUGAAUUCAAGUAUCGGACCGCCGAUGGCUCGAACAACAACAUCAUGUACCCCAACCUUGGUAAGGCCGGUUCCUUCUACGCACGUACCGUGACUCCCCAGACUCUCAAACCUGGGGUGUUGCCUGACCCAGGAGUUAUCUUUGACGCUGUUUUUGCACGCGGUGACGAACCACGAGAGCAUCCCAACCGAGUCUCCAGCAUGCUAUUUUACCUUGCUACGAUCAUCAUUCACGACUGCUUCCAUACAGAUGAGCGAAACCCAGCUAUUGUGAAGACCUCGUCUUACUUGGACCUGGCACCUCUCUACGGUAGCAACGAAGACGAACUGAAGAAGAUCAGAACCUUCAAAGAUGGUCUCUUGAAGCCUGACACGUUCUCCGAAAACCGUAUCCUGGGCUUUCCUCCAGGCGUCUCUGCUCUAGUAGUGUGCUUCAACCGCUUCCACAACUACGUCGCGAUGCAGUUGAAAGAGAUCAACGAAGGAGGCCGUUUCAAGAUCCCAACCAAUGACAAUGACACGAAAGCCAUCGCAAAGCUAGACAACGAUCUCUUCCAAACAGCUCGGCUGGUCACUUGCGGCUUGUAUGUCAACAUCAUCCUCACCGACUACGUCAGGACGAUCCUCAACCUCAACCGCACCAAUUCUACAUGGACGCUUGAUCCGCGAAAGAGCUUCGGUGAUGUUUUUGACGAGUCCGGCGCACCAUCUGGUAUAGGCAACCAAGUCAGUGUUGAGUUCAACCUGGUUUACAGAUGGCACUCGGCCAUCAGUAUCAAGGAUGAAAAGUGGACGAAUGAGCUAUACCAGUCAUUGUUUCCUGGAAAAGACGUUGCAACACUAACGGAGCAGGAGCUUGUCAUGGGAUUGUACAAGUGGCUCAGGAACGUCGAUCCAGAUCCUUCAAAAUGGCAACUUGACAUGGGUAAAUAUCAGAGGACUGAACGAGGAACGUUCCGUGACCAGGAUCUAAUCGACAUCUUAAGCGAUGCUACCGAAGAUGUCGCUUGUGCCUUUGGAGCACGCAAUGUGCCAGUGGUCAUGAAACUCAUUGAGACCUUGGGAAUGAAGCAAGCCAGAGCAUGGAAUGUCGCGACUUUGAAUGAGUUCAGAAAGUUUUUCAAACUGGAACCUCAUAAAACCUUCUCCAGCAUAUCCACAGACGACGAAGUUGCUCGUUCGUUGAAAGCACUCUAUGGUCAUCCUGAUUACGUUGAAUUAUAUCCUGGCCUGGUUGCCGAAGACGCCAAGGACCCCUUGGAGCCAGGUUCCGGCCUAUGUCCAGGCUACACGAUCUCGAGGACCAUCCUUGCUGAUGCCGUUGCUCUUACCCGGGGCGACAGGUUCUAUACAGUGGACUAUACGCCUGCAAAUCUAACAAACUGGGGCUGGUCCACCGUCAAGUCUGACCCCGCCGUUGCUCAAGGCGGUUGCAUUAACAAACUGUUGAUGCGUGCCCUGCCAUUUUACUAUCGCGGAAACUCAAUCUAUGCGAUGUAUCCGUUCACUGUCCCGGACGAGAAUCGAAAUAUUUUCGCCAAACUUGGUCAAGAGCAAGACUACAAUUUUGAUCGUCCGUCCUAUGUCCCGCCACCCAUAUCGAUCAGGUCAUGGAAAGCAGUGACCGACAUCCUGGGAGAUCAGUCUUCAUUCAAGGUGCCGUGGGGACCCCACACGUACUAUCUCACGCACCAUGACUACAUGCUCAGUGGUGACAAGCCAGCGAACGCCACUCAGCGAAAUGAAGUCCAGAAAGAUAUUUAUUGUCCAGUCAACGGACUGAAGCAGAUUCAGACGUUCUAUGAAGAUCUAACAACUCAGCUGGUCGUUGCGCGGUCUGAACGCCUGCGUGGCGAGUGGUACCAGCUGGAUGCCUGUAGCGACGUUGCCAAUCCGUCCCACGCUAUUUUCGUCGCCCGCAUGUUUCAUCUACCACUCAAGAAGCAUGGAGACCUCAAUCCGGCUGCGGUUGAGGUAGAUCAACUAUACCUUGCACUGUCUGUGCUGUUUGCCUACGUUUUCCUCGAUGGAGACACCGCCAGCUCCUUCAAGCUGAGAGUCUCUGCGAAAACCGCAACUGACCAGCUGGCAAAACUAAUAAAACUGGUCUGCGAAGCUGUCAAGGUUGGUGGGUUUUUCCGUCUUGGGGAGCUGUUCCCAACGAGCACAGCGGGACAACUUCUUGAGGACUAUGGCAUCAGGUUCCUGAAACGUCUCUUCGAGGGCGGCAAGACCGUCGAUGAAGUUGUGUGGACUAUCAUUCCUACCGCCGCCGCUGCGGUAGCCACUCAAGCACAACAUUUCACGCAGAUGUUGGAUAUUUAUCUACAGGAUGAAUACUACGACAAACACUGGCCGGAGAUUCAAAGAUGCGCAUGGUCCGACAACCCUGAGGACUUUGAAAAGCUGAAGGGCUACGCCCUUGAAGCCAAUCGUCUUGCACCCGCGGCUUUUGGACUGCUUCGACGGGCCGCAGUGGAUGCAGUCAUCGACGACAACGGGAACAAGGUUCAGAUUAAAGCCGGUGACCAGAUCUACACUGAUUUUAUCACUGCUGGGCUUGAUGAGAAAGCUUUCCCCAACCCACACACCAUUGAUCCGACUCGCGACCGAUCGUUGUACAUCCACCACGGUUGGGGUCCACACUCAUGUCUGGGACGUCCUAUCACAGAAGUAGCCAUGGCCGCACAACUCAAAGUCUUUGCAAAAUUGAAGAAUCUCAGACGAGCACCGGGUCCACAGGGACAGUUGAAGAAGACUAUCCCUACGCCCAACCCGACCAGUAGCGAUCCACAGCCGAACCCUGGCAGUGUGGCCGCAUUUAUGCUGGAGGACUGGAGCUCAUGGUACCCAUUCCCAACGACGCUCAAAGUUCAUCACGAAGGUCUGUUGAAAGACCAAUCAGAAGAACUUGCCGGUGAGACUGGCGUUCCCGGAAUCCAGGCAGACAUUCUUGACAGCGAUAUGGCGAUGGCCAAUGGCGCCGACGGAGACCACGUGGACGAUAAUACUGCCUAA